AUGAUUAAUAAAAUAAGAAUAAAAGGCAAUAAAAAAUUUGAUAUGGCCUGCCAGCAAUUAGCACAAUUUUUAAUAAUUUUUCAGCAAGUUAAGUUGAAUUUUGUGCUACCUUUCUCUAAUCAUGACGACAAUAGUCUGAUGAGUAUUGCUGCUUUUUAUGCUUUUUUAUUCAUAUUUGGAACGUGUGGUAAUGCAGCCAUAUUAGCUGUUCUUCAUCAUGUUCGAAGCGUCGAUUGCAGGGCAAAUAACAAUACCACUUUAACUUAUAUUUGCGUAUUAAGCAUAGUUGACUUUAUCAGCAUGUUACCUUUGCCAAUGACCAUUAUAGAUCAGGUAUUAGGUUUUUGGAUGUUUGGGACAUUUGCUUGCAAGUUAUUUCGUUUAUUUGAACAUAUUGGAAAGAUUUUCAGUACUUUUAUUCUUGUUUGCUUUAGUAUCGAUAGGUAUUGCGCAGUAUGUCAUCCAACAAAGAUCUAUUUACGUGAUCAAAAGACUGCAUAUAUAAUACUAUCGUUUGCAUUUUGCUUGACAUGCAUCAUGCUUUGUCCCAUAUUAAUAUCCGCUCAAUCGAAGGAAAUAAUAAUUGAUGAAAAAUUUAAUCCAGCGACGAAUGAACUUACUCGCCUUCAUCUUUUUAAAUGUGUCGAUGAUCUCAGUCGCGAACUUUUCAUUAUAUUCACAUUGACAUGUUUUUCAUUUGUUUAUCUCGUCCCACUAUUGCUGAUGAUCUACUUUUAUUGCGAAAUGUUGAUGAAACUUUACGAACAGCGUCGUUCUACGAGCAAAUUUUUAAUGGUUUCGCGACGAAAUAAAUCAGUGGCGAAUGACGCCAUUCCACUUGGUCGAAUUGCUUCGUAUACCCUUAUCAUAUGUUUAAUUCAUUUUAUCUGUUGGACGCCAUAUUGGAUAUCAGUUAUGUAUUCACUUUAUUUGGAGAUUUUUCAACCUUUUGACAUCGAAAUGCCCGAUCCAUCGUUUAUUUAUCUCAUGUACGGUGUUCAUGCACUUCCAUAUGUUAACUCUGCAUCAAAUUUCAUUUUAUAUGGCCUACUCAACCGCCAGGUUAAUUUUAAUGGAAAACAUUUUUUAAAUUUAGAAAUAAAGUUGAUCGGUUCAGUUUCCACGUUUUAA
This is a messenger RNA of Dracunculus medinensis (Guinea worm), 1131 nucleotides long. The record is from the annotation of a GenBank genome assembly. Lineage: Eukaryota; Metazoa; Nematoda; Chromadorea; Rhabditida; Dracunculidae.